Molecule: messenger RNA, 714 nt
Organism: Anisakis simplex (herring worm)
Lineage: Eukaryota; Metazoa; Nematoda; Chromadorea; Rhabditida; Anisakidae
Source: the annotation of a GenBank genome assembly
AUGAAAGUAGGCAUCAAAAAACAAGUGUCUGCAUUGUCAAUAAACCCCAUCGAAAAAUUCGAUGGACCGUUUGCGAUCGACAACAAUCCCAGUCAUGUUCCUGAAAUGCAAUACCUCGUGAUGACUUUGAGUGUCUUAUUCAUCGAAUACUCUCAAUCCUACAGAAUUCUGAUCUAUGCACCAAAAAUAUUCCACAGUCAUUUCAAUUUCAUGGGUCACAUCGCAGAUGCUUUAGUUACGGCAGGCCAUGAAAUUGUAUUUUAUACGCCGGCUUACGAUAGCAGUAUAUCAUCGAAUGGUACUAAACUGGCGAGAAAAAUGGAAAGGCGAUCAGAUUUUGAGACAUUAUCACGUCAACGGGAACAAAUUUUUUUGAGUACUUGGGCACAUGGACUUGUCGAACUGAGAGACGCUUUCAGAGUUAGUCAAUUUUAUCGGCGAAUAUGCGGAAUUAUGACCAAAUGGCUCAUAACGGUUGAAGAUCAAUUCUGUGAAAGUCAAUUAAGUGAUCUGCGAUUGAUAAAUAAGCUGAAAGGUGAGCGGUUUGAUGUGGGGAUAAACGAAGCACUAACGUUGUGUGGAUACGCGCUCUUCAUGAAAGUAGGCAUCAAAAAACAAGUGUCUGCAUUGUCAAUAAACCCCAUCGAAAAAUUCGAUGGACCGUUUGCGAUCGACAACAAUCCCAGUCAUGUUCCUGGUGCGCCACUUAUCUAG